CAGGUAGUUCGCGGGAGGUUGUGAUCAUUUAUAUUUUCAGAAGUCUGCCCUUCAUCUGUCUGUUGGUGGCGUUCUUUUACCUAAACAGAGACAAAAAACACGUCACAUCAUCAAGACCAGCAGUUGAGCAUGCUGUUGAGCAAGGACCAGAUGAAGACCUGGAGGCUGGAGAGACACAGAGGAAUGAAACUGAAGAGGUGAAACAGGGUGAGAAUAUUUCAGAACAGGAGAAAGGGAGGGUCAACAACGAGAAACCUGAAGUUACUGUUGCAACAGAAGAAGAAAAACAGACUGCCGUAGUUGUGAGCAUUGAACAAGGUGCAUCUCCAAUGCAUGACAAUGAAAACAAGAGCAUUUCUGUUACGAACACUGAUGAAAAGACACAUCUAAUGACUGUUUCUGUGCUGGCCGACUUAGUUGCAGCUCUGUGAGACACACAGGAAAUGGAGCUAUGGGUGUGCUGUUCAGGUCUAUGAUGUCACUUCCUGCAUGAUAGCUUGUUUGCAGACUCAUUAUGGUUUGCAAUGACUCUUACUGAAUUCUGAAAGUAGAUAAAAAUAAAAUAUGUUAAUGCAUGAACCUUUCUGUGUGAUUGUGUAUAUGGUUGUGCUCAGUGUGUCCGAGGUGACUCGAGUAUGAGAGCAGUGUUGUGGUUUACUCUGGGCUUCGCUGUGAUAAAAUUAGUUGUGUGGGGAGGGGGUGAAAAUCUGAGAGUACGAGUCUCUCGUGCGUGUGAAAGAUUGUGAUCUGGGAGUAAAACAGAGUUCAGAUUCUCUGCAGAUGCUCAGAAAUGAAGUGUUCCUCUAGACUCCUGUGUGGACUCCUCAUGUCAUGCCUUUGUUUCAGAGGUUCAUACGAGGAGCUGACUGUGAUUCAGAGCCCAUCUAGUAUCACUGUGAAUGAAGGACAAUCUGAUCAAAUCAGCUGCUGCUGGAAUAAAACAAAAGAAGAAAACUAUGAUUUUAAAGUAGCUUGGUAUAAGGAUAAUGAAAGAAUACCGGUAGAAAAGCGGCUAAAUCAAACUUCCCCUAUGAAAAACUGCUCCUUUCUGAAAAUCAUAAAUAUAGGUAAAAAUGACACUGGAGAUUAUGUUUGUAAAGUGAUUCAGGACAUACCAGUUCUGCUAGAAUAUGAGGGACAAAAAACAUACCUGAAUGUCAGUAAAGGUGAACACAGGACUGAGGCAACAACUCAAAACAUCAUUGCAGGCAGUGCUAGUACAUCUUCCUACAAAACUCAAAGCAAUGGGACUACCGGCCCCCCUUCAACUCCCAUCCUGCCUCUAUCUCUGGGCCUGGCUGCUGCCAUCGGCCUGCUGACCCUCUGCUUGGCCUUCAGUGUGUGCAAGAUGAGAAACUCCUGUAAAAAAUCAGAGCGAGUGGUCAUUCACCAGACGCCACACAGUGAGGGUGAGGAGCAUGAGAACAUGGAAGAAGAGGAAGGUAGCACAGGCUCCUCUCGAGGAUCCCUACAAUGGGUAAGUCAGAUCCGACCUCAUGAGCAGUCGAAAUACUUGGUACAAGAUGGCAAAAUUGUAUGCGCCGAGUCAUGCAAAAACAAAUACGACCCUAACCUAAGUGUAUCUAUAAGGCCUUACCAUGUUUGUAACAGCAACUAUUUGUUCAACUAAGUUGUUUUCUUGGAUGUUUUGGGGAGACACAUUUUCAUGAAUGUGUUGGUUGGUUUCUAAAUACAUCCACAGCUCCAGAUGUUGGUGUUGACUCUGUUCAGAAUGGAAUACUAGCACGCAUACUGCAAAAUAUGUACGGUGUAUUAUUUUGUGAAAACUAUGUUUUGGUAUCACUUGGUAAUGUUACAUGUUCAGUCAAGUUCAUUUAAUUUCAGUGUCAUUUUCACAGUGGACAUUGUAAGCAGCAUUACAGAAAAAUGGUCUUAAAUUCUUAAGACUAAUUUCUUAGUUAAGUGAUUAGUAUGCAGUUAUAUCAUCUUGGAAAUACAUAGGGUUAUUUUGCAUUUUUAUUGUAACAAAUAAAAACUCUUCACUUUUAGCUAUUGUGUUGUUGAGUAUCAUGGCUGAUAUUUAUAAGUUAAUUUGUCACACUGGACUGAAGUGUGUCACAUUGCAUUGUGUAUCCCACACAGUCCCAGUUGGCACAUGAUUUACAUUUAAUGUUGAAAUGGUUGCAAUAAUGUCAGUUGUAGUUUCAAGAUUGAAAACCCAUUGAAAUAGCAUUUAAUGCGAAAUGGUUAAAAAAAGGUUAUCAAAAUACUUAUAAGUCAGUCUGAAAUUCACUCAUCCGUGUUAAAACAAUGUCGCAAUAUCAACAUUAAUUCAACAAAACUGAACAGUGAUUCAACCUUGAUCCAUGACAUUGGUGCACCUGUGGAUAAACAUUGAAGUGUUCUUUUUUUGUAAUGUUGUAACAUUUUGGGAAAUGUAGUAGGUCAUUUGGGUAUUCAUACAGAAAUUUGCAUACUGCAAAUUACAAAACAGACUCUUUAUGACCCCUGACACAAAUCAACACUAAUGAAUUGCAAUACAGGGGACAAUAAAAUACACCAUCCCAAGUAGAUGCAAGUAGCCAGCUAGAGCCUAAAAACAUGUUUUUAUUCUGAAUUAGAAUCAAUUAAAAAUGGAUUGUUUUGCUUCCCAUGUUAUUGUAUGUCAUAAAGCACAACUUCUGAGCAACAUCUGCAAUUCCACUGUAAGAGCAUGCGACGAGAUCUCACUGAUGCGCUUGUGAGCCUCAUUCUGUAUCAAAUCUGCUCUUUUAUAUCACGUCUCUUUAAAUUCUCAAGGAUUCUGAUUAAAUUAUUCCAUACUGUAUAUUUCAAAUGAUAUGACUGUUUGAUUCUUGCUCUUUUUUUUUCU
This is a messenger RNA of Cyprinus carpio (common carp), 2833 nucleotides long. RefSeq lists its product as uncharacterized. The record is from RefSeq and is a predicted model, not a curated record. Gene Ontology annotation, biological process: adaptive immune response. Lineage: Eukaryota; Metazoa; Chordata; Actinopteri; Cypriniformes; Cyprinidae. Bases 791 to 1630 code for a protein of 279 amino acids. Gene Ontology annotation, molecular function: signaling receptor activity. The transcript is spliced from 5 exons. Gene Ontology annotation, cellular component: membrane.